Messenger RNA from Capsicum annuum, 2334 nucleotides. Its product is annotated as serine/threonine-protein phosphatase 2A 65 kDa regulatory subunit A beta isoform-like. The transcript has 12 exons. Gene Ontology annotation, molecular function: protein phosphatase regulator activity; protein binding. Gene Ontology annotation, biological process: protein dephosphorylation. NCBI's taxonomy places the organism in Eukaryota, Viridiplantae, Streptophyta, Magnoliopsida, Solanales, Solanaceae. The coding region runs from base 12 to 1772 and encodes 586 amino acids. Gene Ontology annotation, cellular component: cytoplasm; protein phosphatase type 2A complex. The record is from RefSeq and is a predicted model, not a curated record.
CAUUACGUAGGAUGGCUCUAACCAUAUAUUCUAUCGGGGUUUUAAUUGAUGAAAUGAAAAGCAAAGACUUCCGGCUUAGAUAUAAAUCCAUGGACAAGCUGUCUGAUAUUGCCCAGACACUUGGUGCAGAAAGAACUCGGAGAGAGCUGAUUCCAUUUCUGACAGAGAAUACUGAUCAUGAUGAUAAUGAAGUUCUUCUUAGAAUGAUUGAACAGCUGAAAUUGUUUAUUCCAUAUGUCGGAGGAGUUGAACAUGCUAGUGUGUUACUUCCACCCCUGGAAAAUCUCUGUAUUGCUAGAGAGGCUUCUAUUAGGGACAAGGCGGUUAAGGCAUUGUGCAAAAUAGGUCGUAAGAUGAAUGAACCUGACUUAAUUGAAUCGUUUAUUCCAAUGUUGGAGAGACUGGCUGCUGGGGUGUGGUUUACUGGUCGAAUUUCAUCAUGCGGAUUAUUUCACACUGCUUAUCCACACGCCCCAGAGCCUGUAAAAAAUGAACUUAGAACUCUGUAUAGACAACUUUGCGAUGAUGAAACACCUUCGGUGCGGAUGGCAGCUGCAAAAAAUCUUGAAAAGUUUGCUGAGACUAUUGAGGAACUCCAUCUGAUGAAUUACAUCAUGCCAAUGACCAAGCAUCUGCUGCAGAAUGAUCACGAUUCUGUUCGUUCGCUUGCUGUCAAGAGCUGUAUAGCUUUAAGGAAGCUAUUGGAGCCAUCAGUUUUUAAAACAGAGUUUUUGCGUAUCAUGCUUCAGUCUGUACAGGAUACAGCUUGGCGAGUUCGUGGCAUGGUUGCCGAUCAAUUUCUUCAACUAUGCGACGCACUUGGACCAGAUCUUACCAGGUUUUUACUUGUAUAUAUUUGUCUAGUUGAAGACAAUGUAGUUGAAGUUCGCACAACUGGAGCUGGUAAAGUCACCAAAUUUUGCCAGAGAGUGAGCCCUGAGACUACAGUCCAGUACAUCCUUCCUCAUGUCAAGGCUCUAUCAUUAGAUUCAUCCCAUCAUGUUCGUACUGCUCUGUCUUCAGAUAUUGUAGGACUGGCUCCUAUUAUAGGAAAGGAUGCAACCGUUCAGCACCUUCUCCCAAUAUUUCACUCUCUUCUGAAAGACAGUUCCUCUGAAGUUCGUUGGAACAUUAUCAGUAAGCUUGACCAAAUAUACCAGGUGAUCGGAAUUGAAUUGAUCUGUCGGACAGUGUUGUUAAAUAUUCUUGAACUUACAGAGGUUAGACACAGCUGGUGGAUUCGUCAUGCAAUAAUAGAGUUCAUCCCUAUAAUGGCGAGUCAUGUGGGUCCUAGCAUUUACAGUGACGUAGUUGGCUCUCUUUGCAUUCAGUGGUUAGCAGAUAAGGUUUGUGCAGUUCGAGAGGCGGCAGUACAGAAUCUUAAGCGCCUAGCAGAGAUAUUUGGUCGAGAAUGGGCAUCAGAGAAUAUCAUUCCACAGGUCUUGAACAUGGUUAAUGACCAAUAUUAUCUUUAUCGGAUGAAUGCUCUUGAUGCACUCCUAAAACUUGCCCCUGUAAUGGGCUCAGAGAUUACUUGUUCCCAAUUUUUGCCAGUUAUACUUGCUGCAUCAAAAGACAGCGUACCUAAUUGUAGGUCCUAUGUGGCAAAAGUGUUGAAGCCUCUUGCUUCUGUAGUUGAUCAAUCUGCUGUGGAAGAAUCAAUUCGGCCAUGUUUGAAUGAACUCAGAGUGGAUAUCGAUCGUGAAGUUGUGGAUUGUGCCAAUGAAGCUCUACAGGCAAUCGCUCAAGUGAAUGGUCGAAAAGGAUCCUGAUGUUGGGUGUUUUGCCAAGGAAGCUCUACAGGAAAUCGAUCGAGUGAUAGGUCAAACUAGACUUGACAGAGUUUUAUCAUCUAAAUUUAGAUAUCAGAUUUCGCAUUCUCCUGCCAGGCAUUAGAUGUAUUGAUAAAGAAAUGGAGAUGCAUAAAGAGUAGCAUUUCAAUUCAGGGUUCAUUUUAUCAUGACUCUUAAAAGGUUAGACAGUAGAGAUCUCUUGAACUACCAAGAAGCAUGUACUAUAUUUUACUGAGCAACAUUUUUGGGUGGCUAUGUUUUGGUGGUUCCUACUUGUUGGCUACUUGCCUUUGGAACUUUUAAGUGUGUGAAUGCAUUCAGCAUCUCUAAAAUUCUACAUCAUGUACUUGUAGAACUCAAAGCCAAUGGACUAUGAGUAAGCUUGUAAAUUAAUAAUGACAUUAGGUAAGAUCAAACGACUAUUACUAAACUUAAAGUAAAUAUAAUACUACUUUGUGAGAAUAUACAGGGUAUGUUGUUGUAAGUAAAUAUAAUAUCAAAAGAUUACUCAAUUACUCACACACACACUCACGACCGUCAA